Molecule: messenger RNA, 2257 nt
Organism: Aegilops tauschii subsp. strangulata
Lineage: Eukaryota; Viridiplantae; Streptophyta; Magnoliopsida; Poales; Poaceae
Product: serine/threonine-protein kinase Nek3
Biological process (GO): protein phosphorylation
Molecular function (GO): ATP binding; protein serine/threonine kinase activity
Source: RefSeq, a predicted model, not a curated record
ACUGUUCGCAGCGCGCGUGUGUGCCCCCCACCACUCUCUCUCUCUCCCCCCCCGCUUUGAAAAAACUGCAAACCUCUCGCUCUCGCGGGAGCACGGCCGGCCGUCCCUCCGUAACCAGAGGCAGAGUGCACAGGCUUUCCCUCUCUAAAAAUAGAACCCAGGCGAGGGCGACGAGGGCACGGCCUUCUCAUCAAUUGAUCAUCGGUCGAGGGAAGAAGCUGUUCUAUUUGGCUGAAUCAGAUUAGGGAAGAAGAAGAAGAAGAAGAUGGAUCAAUACGAGGUGCUGGAACAGAUUGGGAAGGGCUCCUUUGGCUCUGCGCUCCUGGUCAGGCACAAGGUUGAGAAGAAGAGGUAUGUCUUGAAGAAGAUCCGGCUCGCCCGCCAGACCGUCAGGUGCCGUCGAUCCGCGCACCAGGAGAUGGAGCUCAUCGCAAAAGUAAGGAGCCCUUACAUUGUGGAGUACAAAGAUUCUUGGGUGGAGAAGGGGUGCUAUGUGUGCAUCGUGAUCGGUUACUGCGAGGGAGGGGACAUGUUAGAGGCCAUUAAAAAGGCCAACGGUAGCCAUUUCUCGGAGGAGAAACUCUGUGUGUGGCUUGUGCAGCUCCUGAUGGCGCUUGAUUACCUGCAUGCCAGUCAUAUCCUUCAUCGAGAUGUGAAGUGUUCAAAUAUAUUUCUUACAAAGGACCAAAAUAUACGGCUCGGUGAUUUUGGGCUGGCUAAAGUAUUGACUUCUGAUGAUUUAGCUUCAUCGGUUGUAGGAACUCCCAGUUACAUGUGCCCUGAACUUCUUGCUGACAUUCCAUAUGGCUCCAAGUCCGACAUAUGGUCGCUAGGAUGCUGCAUCUAUGAGAUGACUGCGCUGAAGCAUGCAUUCAAAGCAUUUGAUAUGCAGACACUGAUAAACAAGAUUAACAAGUCUGUUGUCGCUCCUCUACCGACUAUAUAUUCGGGUGCAUUUAGGGGACUCAUCAAAAGCAUGCUGCGCAGAAAUCCAGAUCACAGACCAAGUGCUGUGGAUCUGCUAAACCACCCGCAUCUUCAGCCCUAUGUGUUGGAAAUCCAAUCGAAAUCAAGUCCGGCUCGCAAUAUGUUCCCAGCUAUACUUCCUAACAGACAUGAGAAAAACAAGACAACAUGUUCUGAUGAUGAAGACAAUUGCAAACCCCAAUAUAUUAAGAGUCAGUCAUUUAAAGUACAGAGGAUUGUGGAACUUGACAAUGCCACUGCUAACCAUGGCCCUCCUCAGUCUACCAGAACAGCAAAAGAUUGUUCAGAACCACUUCAUCAACAGAUGGGUCAGUUACCAGUCCAGGUCACCAAGGAAGUUGUCAAAGAAGCGAUGCAUGAUAAACAUUCAAAAGAAAAAGGAUCACCGGCACGUACUCCACGAAGGGCGUCCUCGACUCCUAGGAGACGGCUAGAACCUGCAAAAACAUUUCAUGCUAGAACAGCUCACAAAGAGGAGCAGCCUCCCCAAUCAAGGUCUUCAGAAGACCAGACAGAAGACCAGACAAGACAAGCUACACGGCGAGCAUCACUUUCCCCACACAUGUUCAAAGCUCCUGAGAAGAAGCGACUUGUCGACAUUCUCACCAGAUUGAAGUCUCCUGAUGUUUCAGUUAACACACCUCGAAUCGACAGAAUCGCUGAAUUCCCACUGGCAUCGUCUGAAGAUCCAUUGUAUCCCAUCAUGAAUCUCUUGCCACCAUCUAUCACUGACAAAUCAAUCACCAAGGACAAAUGCACUUUCCAAGUGCUCCGGGGGGACAGCGAAAGCUACACCAACACUCGUGAUCUGAACCUGCUCAGUAUCGACAAUAAUCAAGUCGGAAGUUCAUCCGAUUUGAGGCUGAAGAGGUUCGACACAACGUCCUACCGGCAGCGAGCUGAGGCUCUAGAGGGCUUGCUUGAGUUCAGUGCCCAGUUGCUCCAACAAGAGAGAUUUCAGGAGCUGGGGAUCUUGCUAAAGCCUUUUGGGCCUGGGAAGGCGUCUCCAAGAGAGACAGCCAUAUGGUUGUCAAAGAGCUUCAAAGAAACGGGAUUAUAAGGAGAGGCCUCAAAAGGAAAAAAUAAACCCACAAUAAUUUUGCAUCUUUAUUAGCUUCAGUCUGUACCGUUCCACUGUGUAAACACCCCACCCACCUCCCUUGUGGAUCAGUACUCCAAUUUUCUGACCUGAAACUGUCUUGUGAAUACAACUCCAAAACCAUGUUGACAUUUUGAGAAAAGAACAGUUCUUGGAUGUACUUCAAUACUA